Diplodia corticola is the source of this 597-nucleotide messenger RNA. Its product is annotated as dnl zinc finger domain-containing protein. Bases 1 to 597 code for a protein of 198 amino acids. The transcript is spliced from 2 exons. Gene Ontology annotation, molecular function: zinc ion binding; protein-folding chaperone binding. Gene Ontology annotation, cellular component: mitochondrion. Gene Ontology annotation, biological process: protein stabilization; protein import into mitochondrial matrix; protein folding. NCBI's taxonomy places the organism in Eukaryota, Fungi, Ascomycota, Dothideomycetes, Botryosphaeriales, Botryosphaeriaceae. The record is from RefSeq and is a predicted model, not a curated record.
AUGCGACCCGCUCGUUCGUGCAUCCGCCUUUGUUCGCGUUCUCGCUCGCUCGCCAAUGCGCCGCGCGCCGCGCCCACUUCCGUGCGCCGCAUUCAUCAAGACCUCUCACACAUCCGUCGUCCCCAAAGUCUGUCGCUUCGGCCGCAAGCAUUCAUACCGCACCUGUGUCGCCAUGCCUUCUCCACCACCGCAAGGUGCUCCGAGUCUGCUGCUGCGCCGCCGGGCGAGAAGCAGGAGGUUCCGCAAUACCAGAUGACCUUCACCUGCAAGGCCUGCACCACAAGAUCAUCGCAUAGGAUCUCCAAACAGGGCUACCACCAUGGCACAGUGCUGAUCUCGUGUCCGGGCUGCAAGAACCGGCACCUGAUCUCUGAUCAUCUCAAGAUCUUCGCCGACCAGAGCACCACACUUGAGGAUAUCAUGAGGGAUAAGGGACAGCUAGUCAAGCGUGGACAUCUUAGCGAAGAUGGUGACCUUGAGCUUUGGGACGAUGGCUCGCAGACGAAACACGCACCUGCUGCGCCACGGGCUCCUACUACGGAGAACACCGGCAGCGAUAACGAGGCUCCUGGAGCUUCGUUCAAGAGCUCAUCAUAG